Messenger RNA from Amoebophrya sp. A120, 1931 nucleotides. The record is from the annotation of a GenBank genome assembly. Lineage: Eukaryota; Dinophyceae; Syndiniales; Amoebophryaceae.
UGGCAACAAAAUCAUAACAAGUUCUCAGCCAGAAGACAGUCAGGCUUUUGUUCCAUAAACGUCUGCCUCUGCUGUUCAGUCGGCCCUGCAUUCAGUAAUGGCGGACCGAGUUCUUUAGAUCAGUCGUCGAUUCCGACGAUUCUCUGCACCAGGGGAGUGUAGUGACGAGUGCCGCAAAGAAGAGGCUCCGUAUACGGAGAGAAGAAACGCGAGUGCUGGGACAUCAGGACGACGCGUUUUCUACUUAGAGUGGUGAGAGAUAUCAAGACAUUGCAUCCUCCGCAACAAUUUGGACGAGGACCUUAAUUUCAUUCAGUUGUGCUUGAAGAUCUGUUUCUGCAUCUGUGCGUGAGCAGUUUGAGGAGAGGAGCUGGAAGAGCGGAGGGGAAAAAACAAAAAGACGAGAUGCCUUCCUCAGUAAUUUCUUCCUCCCGGUCGUCAGACGCGAGCCGUCUGACAGGCAGCUACCAAAGUGGUGGCUCCGGUGCCAGUAGCGGAACGGGCCAACAGCAAAAGAUUCUGAAGCUACUUCUCAUCGGGGACAGUGGGGUUGGCAAAUCGUCAUUGCUCAUGCGGUACUGCGACGAUGAGUGGAGCUCCACCUACCUCAGCACAAUAGGUGCAGCUUUUGCUACUAGCCUGUACUACAGAAACGCGCUAACGUGUUGAUGAUCUGUGUAUUUGUCACACGGUGUGUAUUCUACAAGUGUAGUAGUGUUUUUUUUUUCCGUCAGUGCUGCCACUCGAAAGAACUACCUUGAACUUAUGUUCGACGCCAUUUUUUUCAACAUAGGAAUCGACUACCGGGUCAAAUACACGAAUCUGGCGAAGGAGAAGGUGAAACUGCAAAUCUGGGACACUGCUGGACAGGAGCGGUUUCGUACGAUAACUGAACAGUACUACCGGAAUGCGCACGGCAUACUGCUGGUUUACGACCAGUCCCAGCCCGCGACGUUUCAGAAUGUGCGCACCUGGAUGCAACAGAUCCAAGGCAGCGCACCUGACGGCGUACAGACGUGUUUGUUGGGCAACAAAAGUGAUUUGAAAUCACCGCAGGGCGUUCAGGCAGCGAAGGGAAAGGAGCUCGCAGAUGAGUACCUACUUGAUCUGCCUGAGUGAUGCUUAAAUGAUCCGCUGCAUUUUUUCAUCUCAUGUGCUUCAAUAUACCUGCCUCGAAGAAGAUGUCGGUCUCAGUGUGGCAAUUUCUCGAAAAUCAACUUGUUCUUUUUCGUAGGUUCGGGAUCCCAUUUUUCGCUGUGUCGGCAAAAUCGGGCAAGGGCGUUGCCGAUGCCUUUGUAUCCGUCGGCGAACGUGUGCUCGACCAAUUCGCCACGAGCGGGCUCCUGGCGAACACGGCGCAGCGACACCGCGAUCGAGUUUCGCUCACCGCAGGCCCGUCCGCUGUGAAGGACUCGGGGGGCAAAUCCUGUGCCUGCUAGCAGCAAUUGCAAGGGAUGCUGCGCUUUUUCGAGGAAUGAAUUGACAAUAGGUCGUGGGAGUUCAGAUCGUGACAGGGUUGCCCUUGUUCUUUUCGUGCGGUGGUCCUGGCAACUGCUUUGAAAACGGUCUGCCGCGCCACGGAGAUCGCAAAUUUUUGACGUUUUGGGCACACGGUAUGCAACUUUUUGCAUCACCAGAAACCGAUCUCAGCCUUUACGUUUGUUAAAAAGAAGUGCAUCCGAAUCCGCACCAGAAAAAGGAAGUCAAAUUUUUAAAGAAGUUAUUCAGCCUGAACGUACUAGACCUGAACAAGAAUGCCACUUGACGAACACAAACACACUCAAAUGCCUUUGCAAACAUGUACCAUAACGUUAACCGCUCGCAUUCAGCCAUAGACUGCAUAUUCAUAGAUGCUUUACAACUGCAUCGCGCGCACUUACAGUAUACUACAGCAACGCACACUUACUUUAUGCCUUCGCGAUAGCUCCGAU